AUGCUGAUGAUUGAGAAGACGGUGCCGGUAACUGAGCCCAGGACACCGAGUACCUGUAAUAGAGACGAUGACGGUUCUGAAGACAGUGCGGAGGAUCCAUUUGACCGGUGUGUGGAGUCUGGGAUGAGAGUAGAAGAGGCGGUCGAUGUAACUCUCCGCACGGAUGAGUCUGAAGAAUGGAAUCUCGAGAAAGUCCAUCGGGACGUAGAACUGGAGCAUGUAGGAGGCAAAGAUGGCGUAGGCAUAGUAGAGAACUACAAUGGUGAAUAUCCUGCAGGGGGAUGGAGGGAGGGAGGG
Molecule: messenger RNA, 297 nt
Organism: Geodia barretti
Lineage: Eukaryota; Metazoa; Porifera; Demospongiae; Tetractinellida; Geodiidae
Source: the annotation of a GenBank genome assembly